Arachis stenosperma is the source of this 2713-nucleotide messenger RNA. RefSeq names its product protein EARLY FLOWERING 3-like. The record is from RefSeq and is a predicted model, not a curated record. Gene Ontology annotation, biological process: regulation of photoperiodism, flowering. Lineage: Eukaryota; Viridiplantae; Streptophyta; Magnoliopsida; Fabales; Fabaceae. The transcript is spliced from 4 exons. The coding region runs from base 124 to 2271 and encodes 715 amino acids.
UUUUGGGGAUUGAAGCAUCAUCAUCAUCAUGAUGCAUUUGGUGCAUGUUUGCAAUUUAACAUAGAGAUAUAGAAAGUAAAAUCCUUUGAUUGAAUACUUGAAUUGGGAAGAGUAAGGUAAAGGAUGAAGAGAGGGAAGGAUGAUGAGAAGGUUAUGGGGCCAAUGUUCCCGAGAUUGCAUGUGAAUGAUACAGAGAAGGGAGGGCCAAAAGCACCACCAAGGAAUAAGAUGGCCCUUUAUGAACAAUUCAGUAUUCCCUCUCAAAGGUUCAACUCUGGUGUUCUUCCACUCAAUCCAAAUACUUCUACUACUAACACACCUCCACCUCCAGCAUCCUCAACCCAGGGGACUGGUCCUGAGAGAAACUAUGCGUUCCCUUAUCAAUUCCCCCCACAAACUCCUACUCGCCGAGCUGAAAAAUAUAGUGUUUCUCGCCAAUCUGAUGUGGCAAAUGGGAAUGGUUCAUUGCUACAACUCGAACAGAGAAAGAAGGUGGAUGAAGAUGACUUUAGAGUUCCUGUAUAUGUUCAUUCAAGAAUUGGUCUAUCUAACAAUAAAAGGCGUGAAAGCUUGGAUGGGGAAAAGCUCGUUCCAUCGAGCUCUAGGUAUUUUGGUUCCUCAGUAGCAGGGCAAAAUGAGUGUGUAAGGAAUCCAAAACAACUUGGCUCCUCACUCGUCAAUACGAGAAAAGAUCGGAGAAGUGAGACCGAAGGUCUUCCACAAGUGAGCACGAAUAAGGAGCAAUCGGUAGUAUUUGUCAGAAAGAUAUCAUUAACAGGAGAGAAUAUUGACAUUUUGGCCAGGCAAUCCAACGUGAAUCCAGGUCGAGAGUUUCAAGAUAGUCCUCUGUCAAAACAUAGUAGAUUACGACAGGAUGGUGCUUGCACACAGCGCGAAGGCAGAGCUGGGUCACAAUCCAAUGGCAUUGGACACGUUGAUGGCGUUGCUGAGUCUAGGAGGGAGACAGACAAAGGAAAUGUCCCUACAACAAACCAAACCAGUCCUUCAGAGGCUAUCAAUGACACUGAAUGUCAUGAUACCAGGACUGGUGCUGCGACACAGAAGAGAAACUUAAACAAAAGUGACAAUAUUUCCAAGAUUUCUGUGGUAGAGAAUUUGUCAACUUCAGAUUUAUCUCCUGAUGAUGUUGUUGGGAUUAUAGGUCAGAAACAUUUCUGGAAAGCUAGAAGAGCAAUUGCCAACCAACAAAGGGUGUUUGCAGUCCAAGUUUUUGAGUUGCACAGAUUGAUAAAGGUCCAAAAGUUGAUUGCAGGAUCACCAGAUAUUUUGAUUGAAGAUGCUGCUUUUCUUGGAAAGUCUCCCCCAAAGGGCUCUACUCCUAAAAAACUGGCAAUCGAAUAUGUUGUAAAACCUAGGCAACCAAAUCUUAAACGCAAGGAUGAAUCUGAGAAGGUACAUCAUAAAAUGGAAUGUUCAGCUGAGAAUGCAGUUGGGAAAACAUCUCUUUCAUCCGUGAAAAACGGUAGUCACCCUUCAAAUUACACCCCUUUUGCUGGGAACCCAUACCAGACAAAUUCGGCUGCUGAUAGCGAAAUGGGUUUGUGGGGUUUCCAUCAGUCUCCCGGGCACCAGUGGUUAAUUCCAGUUAUGUCUCCGUCUGAAGGGCUGGUCUAUAAGCCUUAUCCCGGGCCUGGAUUUACCGGAACUAUGUACGGAGGAUGUGGGCCGUUUGCGCCUGCUCCUAUGGGUGGUCCCUUCAUGAAUCCUGCAUAUGGAGUACCAACUUCUAAUCAAGUACCUGGGGUUCCACCAGACACACCCCCAGGCAGUCAUGCUUUCUUCCCUCCAUACGGCUUGCCAGUUAUGACUAAAGCCAUGUCGGAGUCAGCCGUUGAACAGGCAAACCAGUUCUCUGCUCGAGGCUCUCAAGGGCAAAAUGACCAUUCACAGGGUGGGGACGCCAAUCCAAGCACAAAUAAUCAAAGCUCAAAUAAUCUGCCAGAUCCGAGAAAUGGAACAAUAUCAAAUGUGAUGAGAUACCAGGCAUGCUCUAGGGAGGUUGAAUUGCAAGGGAGUUCUGCAAGUAGUCCUAGUGAAAUGGCGCAAGGGCGAACCGAUGCCGGAAGAGAUGUGCUUCCUCUUUUCCCAAUGGGUCCAGUAACACCAGAGGGUGCCCCUCAGUCUCUUGAAACCGGGCAGCAAACAAGAGUGAUCAAAGUUGUACCUCACAAUAGAAGAACAGCAACUGAAUCAGCAGCUAGAAUUUUCCGGUCGAUUCAAGAAGAAAGAAAACAGUACGAGUCAAUGUGAGUGCUGUUUAUUGAGCAUUUGAGUAGGUAAAACUUAAAAAAAAGUAUAUAUUGCAGUAAUAUUUUGGGGGGACCUUGGCAUCAUGUAACAAGCUAUUGUAUUUUUUUUCCCCUUAAAGAAACUAUACACUGGUAUGUAUGUAUGUAGAUGUAUGUAGCAUAUUAUAACUAGUCAAAAUGUAAUAUACCACUGUAAGCUAUUUCUAUAAGAACUUCUUGGUCAUGGCAUAGUAAAAACUGAUUUAGGUUCUCUUUCUCCCAUUAUGAUGGGAAAGGACCUAGGGAGGUACAUUUUGACCCAUAUGUAUAUUACCAUAGUUUUAUCAUUUCAUGUUUCAAUAAUCGCAUUUCCUCAAAAACAUUAGCUAUUGUAAUGGAAAUUCAGAGACAAUAGGCUUGUAUGUAGUGGAUAGUGUUGUAACAAUAAGGUUCUGCAGCUGUUG